Molecule: messenger RNA, 647 nt
Organism: Bactrocera dorsalis (oriental fruit fly)
Lineage: Eukaryota; Metazoa; Arthropoda; Insecta; Diptera; Tephritidae
Exons: 2
Coding region: 54-431 (125 amino acids)
Source: RefSeq, a predicted model, not a curated record
AAUAGCUUACAACUGCAAUCGAUCAGUGCAACUUAGCAAGCCGAAAGCGAACAAUGUCUACCGCAAUUGUUAUAUUCUUAACAAUUAUUGCAAAUAUCUGUGAACCUCAAAUUUGUUAUGAGGCACAGAAGUUCUCCUACCUAAGCUACGGCUUCAAUGAGAUAAUACUAGAGAGCUGCGAAGCAAAUAUGGAUCAGGACACAUUUAAUGCCAAUAGAUACUUCUAUGAGGUAUCAUCUUCACAAAAUGAUUCUGAACAUUCUGCGGAAUCCAUCUGCAAUACGAACAGUGUCGAAGAAACAUACAAUGAAGGUGAAAGCGAGGAAACAACUGAUGAGAAAAAGAAAGGAGGAGAUCCCGGUUUCAUUCUGUUUUUGAUGUUACUUGUAGUUAUUAUCGGUGCCUCUGAUAAUGGCAGACGCCGCAGGUAGAGAUGAGGUUAUUAGAGAACUCUUUAUGUCGGUGUACAAUAAAUAAACAUACAUGUACAUACAUUUAUAAAUAUGCAGAAGUGUGUUAACCGAAAGUAUUUUCAUCCAAUUUAUAUGCAUUACUUAAAAAGCCGAAUAUCUCGAGAAGUAUUGCAUGUUAGCGAUUUUGAUUUUUUGUAGCAAAUAAAAUUCCCUACAAGUUUGCCAUGUACAUUU